AUGAAGCAAGACGAGGUUGAUGGAGAUGAUUAUGAUGCUGACAACAUCAACUCUGAAAAAGAAAACAUAGAAAAAUUGGCAAAGAGUCCGGUGGUCGAAUUGGUUAAGACGGGAGAUCUUUUCCUCAACAAAACAGUUUUGAAAGCGAGUUCUGAGUUAUGUGCAAUGAAGCAUAACUUUCACUACACAGUUACCAACUCCAAUAAAUCAGUUUGGUGUAUUAGAUGCACUGAUAAGGUGUGCUUUUGGGGUGCUCGAGCAGAGUGUUUGAAGGGCUCCACAUAUUUUAUUAUUAAGAAGUAUGUCGGUGUACAUUCCUUCGCACCUUCAAGCAAAACCAGUGCUGGAAAGACAGCUUCAGCGAAAACUAUAGGCGGUCUGAUCAUGCAUAAAUAUGAAGGUAUCAAGGAAGGGCCUAAAGCGAAAGAUAUUGUUCAGAUUAUGCGUAAUGAUUAUGGGUGUGAGAUCUCUGAUUCUUUAGCAUGGGAUUCCCGUGAAUAUGCAGUCAACGCUGUUAGAGGUAUUCCAGAGGAAAGUUAUGGGAAAAUACCAAAAUACUUGUACAUGCUGCGAGAGGCCAAUCCGGGUACACAUUCCCCUUAUGAGACUGACGUCAAUGGUAGAUUUCGAUAUCUGUUUAUAGCGUUUGGUCAAUCGAUCAGAGGCUUUAGCAAAGUCAUGAGGCGUGUAAUUGUUGUCGAUGGAACAUUCUUGAAGAGUAAAUUCAAAGGGGUGCUACUGGUUGCAACUGCUAUAGAUGGAAAUUCAAAUUUAUAUCCUAUUGCAUUUGGGAUAGUAGACUCUGAGAAUGAACAGUCUUGGGAAUGGUUUAUGAGACAGUUAAAAGUUGUUGUUGCUAAUGAUAAUGGUUUGUCUUUUAUUUCGGAUAGACAAGUGUCAAUAGCGAUGGCACUGGAGAAAGUGUAUCCGCUAGCGAGACAUGGUAUUUGUAUUCAUAAUUUGUUGAAUAAUGUGAUAUCAUAUUUCAAGGGGAAGGGAUUAGCUAGGUUGAUUUCUAAGGUUUCGAAGGCUUAUAGAGUGGUUGAUUUCAAGAAGACGUUUGCUCAUGUUUGCAAUAUCAGUCCAGCAAUUGUAAAUUAUCUUAUGGAAGCGGAUGUCAAAAAGUGGGCUAGAUGUCAAUUUCAUGGAUACAUGUAUGACAUUAGGACAAACAAUCCUGCAGAGUCGAUAAAUUCUGCGUUGCGUUCGCCGAGAGAGUUUCCCGUAAUUCCUUUGGUGGACAGUAUUAGAGAAAUGCUGACACACUGGUUUUUUAAGCGUAAGAAGUUGAUUUCAAAGCACACCCAUCGUUUGACCAUAGAUGUGGAGGAAAAGAUCGAUAGGAGAAUCGAAAAGGGGAAAACUUUCAGAGUUUACCCUGUAACCGAUAGCCAGCUGCUUGUUAAAGGCGAUACAAUUGACUGCUUUGUUGAUUUGGACAAACGGACUUGUUCUUGUGGGAAGUACGACCUCUAG
Brassica napus (rape) is the source of this 1476-nucleotide messenger RNA. RefSeq lists its product as uncharacterized. The record is from RefSeq and is a predicted model, not a curated record. The coding region runs from base 1 to 1476 and encodes 491 amino acids. The transcript has a single exon. NCBI's taxonomy places the organism in Eukaryota, Viridiplantae, Streptophyta, Magnoliopsida, Brassicales, Brassicaceae.